AGAAUCGCGAAUACCCGUACGGACGCUGGGCAUCGCGACGCUCAAACAGUUAGUGCCGAACAGCAGUCGCCGCAAACGACGACGUGUCCACUUCUCAAUUAAUUUUAGCGAUCGAGCGACUAAAAAGGAAAUCGACCAAAAAUGUUUAAAAACCACUUAGAAAUGAUAAGCCGAAAUGAAUCGGCAUCAAAAAAAGCCAAAUUCUGGCAGUCUUUUGUCAGAUCUCUUAAAGGGUCGGAUGACUUGAGGGCUCCGGAGAGCACCUACUACAGCAGACCCCGUGGCAUUUUCCGCCCAAUUUCAGACUUUCCCGAGUUCAGUUCGACCUGGCCCUAUGGAAAAUCCAUCUACGACGAGCCGUCUGCCGCCGCUGAACGUAUUAACACUGCUGGAUAUCGCUACGACCCCGUUCACAGGGAUAUCUAUGGAUACUCUCCACGUGCCAUUUACCCACACAACUACGGUUACAAUCCUAUCGAAAGAUACCGACCUGUUUUUCACAUCCCAAAACUAAGGCCAUUCGAUGCAGAAGCGGCAUGGAAAGACCAUUUGGCUCGUAAGGCAGAACGUGAACGUAGAUAUCCAUCUGCCUUCGACAACUUUAGGACAACCUAUCCCUUCAGUCGCUAUCCUCUAUACUUGGUUUACAGUAAGAGGCCCAAGCUACCGUUCGAAGACAAAUGGGAACCCCACAGUUCUUGGUUAGAUCAUCUUAACCGCCUGUCCGACUUAGACAGACUAUUCCCUGGAAGAUCCUUGUUCCCAUACGAUAAAUGGUCGCCCACCCCAAUCAAGAUUGGCGAAUUCGCUCCUCGACCAAGUGAAGUAGCUUUCAACUAUUUCGGUCAACCGAUUUACUCUCGCGGAGGCCUUCGCCCAAGUAAGAGACUCCUAUGGUACGACCUGUUAAAUCCUUCCCCUUUCCUACCCGUUUCCUCAAUUACUCGCGACCCCUGGUGGUGGAAUUACCCCGAACUACGACCCUACAGACCAUACACUGGUUGGGGAAAGUCCCCUUUCUAUCUCAGAGAUUCUUAUCUUUCUCCUGUCAAGAGGACUUACCUAUGGGAUAAACACCCAAUCAGACCGUUCGCUGCCCUAUAAACACCUAAUUUAAGACACUAUAUAAUCGUUUGUGGACUGACUGCUUUAUAAAUCAACAUUUAUUUUAUUUUAUCAAACUGGCACUUCAAAAUGUUUUGGAAACAUCUUACAAUUAGCAGCAUCAAUC
Molecule: messenger RNA, 1231 nt
Organism: Agrilus planipennis (emerald ash borer)
Lineage: Eukaryota; Metazoa; Arthropoda; Insecta; Coleoptera; Buprestidae
Exons: 6
Coding region: 142-1104 (320 amino acids)
Source: RefSeq, a predicted model, not a curated record